AUGGGGGCGAAGGUGAAUGUUGCUCACAGGGGCGUGAGGUUUUCUGUUUAUGGGACGCCUUUGUCACAGGCUGCUCGGGGAAAGUCUGUCAAGAUGGUGCAAUCGUUGCUGAAUGCAAAGGCUGCAGUGGACAUCAACUGUGGAGGAGGUAAAACUCCUCUCUUCUGGGCUGCGAAGGAGAGCCGUCUUCAUCCCAAUGUUUCUUCGGACAUCAUCCAGGUGUUGUUGGAAGCAGGUGCCGAUGUAACGAAGAAGGACCAGUUCGGCAACACAGUUCUCUUCCAAGUCAUUGGGAACCAUUACAAAAAGGGAUCUGUGGAGGUUGCGCAGAAGUUGUUGGAGGCAAAGGCAGAUGUGAAUGCCAUGAACAAUGAUGGUCAGACAGCCGUGUAUGCUGCAGCAUUGCACGAUUCUGACAUGAGGAAGUUCUUGGAAAAGGAGGGUGGAAAGUGCAUGGGUCGAGAAACCGCCAACUUCAAGCCCUGCACUGGCUUUGGCAAGAAAUGA
Messenger RNA from Durusdinium trenchii, 507 nucleotides. The record is from the annotation of a GenBank genome assembly. NCBI's taxonomy places the organism in Eukaryota, Dinophyceae, Suessiales, Symbiodiniaceae.